CUUGCACACGAUGCACACCCGGAACUUUCGUUUACAUUUGUUGAUACCGACUUUUUUAUGUGUGACACUUGAAACGGUUUCCCUGAAACAAGCGAACUCAUUCAAGGGCCCUGUUCUAAGCCUUAAAAAUGUUUUUGACCAGAUCAGAAUAUGACAGAGGUGUGAACACAUUCUCCCCUGAAGGACGAUUGUUCCAGGUUGAAUAUGCCAUAGAGGCUAUUAAAUUGGGCUCCACAGCCAUCGGCAUCCAGACAGCAGAGGGGGUGUGUCUGGCUGUGGAGAAGAGGAUCACCUCUCCCCUGAUGGAGCCCAACAGCAUUGAGAAAAUAGUGGAGAUUGACAGUCAUAUUGGUUGUGCGAUGAGUGGCUUGAUAGCUGAUGCCAAGACUCUAAUUGACAAAGCAAGAGUGGAAACACAGAACCACUGGUUUACAUACAAUGAGACAAUGACCGUGGAGAGUGUGACUCAGGCUGUGUCCAACCUGGCACUGCAGUUUGGAGAGGAGGAUGCUGAUCCUGGUGCCAUGAGUCGACCAUUUGGCGUAGCACUUUUGUUUGGAGGAGUUGAUGAAAAAGGACCACAGCUGUACCACAUGGAUCCAUCUGGAACGUUUGUGCAGUGCGAUGCCAGAGCUAUUGGCUCAGCAUCUGAGGGGGCACAGAGCUCUCUGCAAGAGGUCUACCACAAGUCAAUGUCACUAAAGGACGCCAUCAAAUCAUCUCUCACCAUUCUGAAGCAAGUGAUGGAGGAGAAGCUCAAUGCCACCAACAUUGAGCUGGCCACAGUAGAGCCUGGGAAAACCUUUCACAUGUAUUCCAAAGAAGAGCUGGAAGAUGUAAUCAAGGAUAUCUAGAGCAGCAAAGACUUAAAGGUCUUGGUUUGAGCUCUAUGCAGAAGAGGUGAGGAUGCAAAAGAACACCUGGGCUGAAUGUUGCAACACAACCACAACUUUCCUUCAGCACAUUCUCCCUCGUUCUGCAUUCAGAUUUUUUUUACAUGCACAGAGGCUUCUCUUUGUAAUGUACUAAAUUACUUCUUGUCUCUCAGUAUCUGAAAAGCUCUGUAAAAUAGUCUGACCAGCGCGUUUAACUGAGUGGCAGAAGGAAGGGGGAUAUUUUUUGUUACGAAUCAUUACCGCAAUUAAACUGUUGUAUUCAGAAAGUGA
Molecule: messenger RNA, 1166 nt
Organism: Betta splendens (Siamese fighting fish)
Lineage: Eukaryota; Metazoa; Chordata; Actinopteri; Anabantiformes; Osphronemidae
Gene: psma5
Product: proteasome 20S subunit alpha 5
Exons: 10
Coding region: 129-854 (241 amino acids)
Biological process (GO): proteasome-mediated ubiquitin-dependent protein catabolic process
Cellular component (GO): nucleus; proteasome core complex, alpha-subunit complex; proteasome core complex
Source: RefSeq, a predicted model, not a curated record